Messenger RNA from Meira miltonrushii, 1020 nucleotides. RefSeq lists its product as uncharacterized. The record is from RefSeq and is a predicted model, not a curated record. The transcript has a single exon. NCBI's taxonomy places the organism in Eukaryota, Fungi, Basidiomycota, Exobasidiomycetes, Exobasidiales, Brachybasidiaceae. The coding region runs from base 72 to 953 and encodes 293 amino acids.
ACUUUUCAUGCAGAAAGAAUGUCAAAAAAGAGUUGUUUGCCUGACUCCUUCUUUCAUCAUCAAUAUUGAUGAUGAUACGAUAUCCGAUCAUUCCAGGAUCUUGUCAAAAGCUCCAGUCAAUUCUAGUACGGACGACUUCUUCCAAAUUUAUCAAGCCGAGAGCCGUUCAUCCGAUCAAGUUAACAUCAUUCCACACGUCGUCAUGUUCAUUCUCCCAAGGAUUGGCCAAAGAUGAUUUAUUUUCCCAACCAACGGCCAAAGAUGUUGGACCUUCCAUAUUGGCAACCUAUUCAGCACCACUGAGCAAAACUUUUGUCCGAUUAAAAAUCUUUUCCCUAAGUUCGUUGGCAGCAGCAAUUACAUUGACACCGGCUCUUUUGCUUGCUCCUGCUGAGAUUGGUUGGUCAGGUCGAAUUGGACUUUGCAUAACAGCAUUGGCUACAAGCGGUGCAAGUACAGCAAUAUUUGCUUGGAUAGGCAAACCGUACGUUGGAUCAAUGCGACUUCUAUCACCGAGUAUUGCAAAUCAAUCCUUACAGAAAGACUGCAAAGAGAUGAUUGGCAAAACGAGCAAUCAAACAUCUUUAUUGAACGGCAUAGAUCUGUCCAUUUCCAAACCUGCCUUACAAACGAUAACAAUCGAUUGGCGAUUGCGCAAAUUGCAAACCACAAUUUAUGAGCCUGAUCUUAUCCGACCAACAUCUAGACCUUUGGCCACGUGGGAAUUGGCGAGUAAAGCACCGAUUCCACAAGAUAUAGAUGAGAAUUGUCCAUUUCCGAUUACAAGACUUGUCGCUUCUACUCGGAUGGAAAAGAAUGAUGAAUUAGUUGGCAGAUAUUGGGCAACUUGGCAAGCACCCAAACUUGCCGGAGAUUGUACGCAAGAAGGAAACAUCAUCCGUCAUUAUAGCAUUCACGAAGAACUUCUAGGUGAUGAUUGGAGAGUUUUGUGAUAUUGUGUAUUUUCCGAAAGGAGGGUGUCAUAUUUGUACAGAAGUAAUGAAAUACCUCAACAACAUC